AUGGCCCGUGCCCGACCCAAACCGACGGACUCGCAAAGGACACCCACGGCCCGAAAUGAUGGGCCUGAAACUGCGCCGCCCCUAACGCAGGAAAUCGCUGGACAGCCGACCACACAUGGCCAAAGGCGGCCAGAAUCCCUUGCUGGGCGAUUAGUUGCGCCGGAUGACAUCCCAGCCAAGCAAAAAGCAAGUGAUCCGUACCAAGUUGCAACAGCUUCUGGAAACGUCACCUUUUCCAACGACCUUGGGCUUCAGACAUCAGAGCCUGACGCGGGGGUCGGGUUGAAGCCUCUGUUCAUCCUCUUCGUAGCUGGGAUCUUCUUCCUCCUCCUGGUGGCAGUAUGUGUUAUUCUGCCCCGGCUGCAGGGCGUGACGCUGGGCAUCGCUGGCACUUUGGAAGAGAGGCGCACGACACGAGACACGAGACACGAGACGAGACGAGUGGAGAGUUGCGCCCGGUGUGAAAGGAUGGGGGCUGUCCCGAAUUCUCAGCACUGUGCCACUGUGAAGGUGGACGGGGCCUGUCUUCGGGUUGGGCCGAUGAUCGGCAUGCGCCCGCGCUGCCGAGACUUUGGUUUCACUGUACAUGUUUCGAGAGCAGCAGAUGCAGCUGCCAGACCUGGGACCGAGUGCAAAAUCUCAGCCUGCUCGCAUGCCAUUGCGCACGGCCAGUACCCCAGCCAAUUCCCACCGCAGAGUUUUCAAAUCGAGUGUGGAAAGACCCUGCGCUGCCUGCGCCCAGCCAUGAGCUCCCCAGAUCCUCCCACUGCAGACUUCUUCCCGAACUUACUGGAAGACCGGGAUCGGGAAGGCCUUGGGAAGAGCCAAGGACUCGAGCGGAGUCAAAGAAGCUCCGGCUCACUGCGACUUUUCAAGGCUACAGCCGCUACAGCCCAGCCCGAUGCAGCCGACGCAGCCGAGCUGAAGAAGGACACAGAGUCCUCUUUUGACGUCGAAGGUGUCCUGGAUGUCUUGGUCGCCCUCCGAUGCUUCCUGCCACUGCAUUGA
Messenger RNA from Symbiodinium sp. CCMP2592, 1008 nucleotides. Lineage: Eukaryota; Dinophyceae; Suessiales; Symbiodiniaceae. The record is from the annotation of a GenBank genome assembly.